Messenger RNA from Bombina bombina (fire-bellied toad), 535 nucleotides. Its product is annotated as nascent polypeptide-associated complex subunit alpha. The coding region runs from base 20 to 430 and encodes 136 amino acids. NCBI's taxonomy places the organism in Eukaryota, Metazoa, Chordata, Amphibia, Anura, Bombinatoridae. Gene Ontology annotation, biological process: protein targeting to membrane. Gene Ontology annotation, cellular component: nascent polypeptide-associated complex; cytoplasm. The record is from RefSeq and is a predicted model, not a curated record. The transcript has 4 exons.
AUGUCUUUAUUUCUAGGCUAUGUCAAAACUUGGGCUUCGCCAGGUUACCGGAGUAACAAGAGUAACUAUCAGAAAAUCUAAAAACAUCCUGUUUGUCAUCACAAAACCAGACGUGUACAAAAGUCCUGCAUCCGACACAUACAUUGUGUUUGGGGAGGCUAAGAUUGAAGAUCUAUCUCAACAAGCUCAGCUUGCAGCUGCUGAAAAAUUCAAAGUACAGGGAGAAACUGUAUCAAAUAUUCAAGAAAACACACAGACUCCUACAGUACAAGAGGAGAGCGAAGAGGAGGAGGUUGAUGAGACUGGUGUGGAAGUAAAAGAUAUCGAACUUGUCAUGUCACAAGCAAAUGUAUCCAGGGCGAAGGCAGUACGCGCUCUAAAGAAUAACAGUAACGACAUAGUAAAUGCUAUAAUGGAGCUGACAAUGUGAGUGUUCACAGAAAGAUCUUUCGUCUUGCUCUUGGGUCGGUCCAGCUGAAAAUGAGAUUUAUACUAUUUCUAUUGGUUUAAUAAAGUUGUGGCUUAUUGUUGGUGA